AUGGGUCCCUUGAGCGUCUUGGCACGCAACCGCAGAAGAGCGCAACAGGGAGAAAGCGAACCUUUAUUGAAUGGCGAGGCUUCUUCGCAAAGGUACAGGGAUUCUUUGGACACUAGAGGCAUUGUACCGCCUGCGGGGCAAGCUUCUGAGGAUCACGCAAGCUCGGCUCCGACUUGGCAGAACGAGGCUACGGCAGCUCUUUCGAGCGAUGAAGCGACGAGGAUUUUGCUGGCUAGAAAGGAACAUCAACUGCAGAAAAGGACCAGGAACAGGAGACUGUACCAGGACAUUCUGGUAGUCUUUGGUAUCUUGCCGCUUGGCAUUGCCCUGAUCGUGCUCGGCACAAUGGAUCUUGCCCAUGGUGGUUGGUAA
Ceraceosorus bombacis is the source of this 372-nucleotide messenger RNA. The record is from the annotation of a GenBank genome assembly. Lineage: Eukaryota; Fungi; Basidiomycota; Exobasidiomycetes; Ceraceosorales; Ceraceosoraceae.